UCUAUAGGUGCGGACACAAUGAGCACAUUAACGGCAGUCCCUUAUUAUUACGGGUCUCACCAUUUGGAGGAAAAGACACCGAAACGGUACUUCACAUUAGGAGUAUUGUGUUGUUGUAUAUCUGGAUUUGUCUUUUUUAUUGGAAUUAUUUUAAUGGUUUUUGGUUCAUCGCCAGCACAUCCCGAAGCCAUUUGGAUAACUGGUAUAGUGUUUCUCCUAUCGGGUGGUCUACUUUUCUUUCUGGGCAUUAGCUCUAUUGGCCUCUAUCUGUCCAAAGAGGAUAAGCGAAAGCGUGACCUCGAGAUGGCCCGAACCCGACACUAUGCCUCCAGUAUAGCUUCGGCUCGAAGUAUUAGGUCUAGUGAUAUAUACCUCAUUGACUGAUUUGAUAUAUACGCACAAAUAAAACAAUACAU
Molecule: messenger RNA, 416 nt
Organism: Oppia nitens
Lineage: Eukaryota; Metazoa; Arthropoda; Arachnida; Sarcoptiformes; Oppiidae
Exons: 2
Coding region: 19-384 (121 amino acids)
Source: RefSeq, a predicted model, not a curated record